CACAAAAACAACAUACCAAACAAAACCCAAAUUACGUUUUUAUAUAUAACUCGCCGCAAUACAAUAUUCAUACCAAGUUUGUGUUGUGUUUGGUUUUAUUUUAUUUUAUUUAUUUAAAUUUAAAUAAAGUAAGAAAUAAGAAGAAGAAGAAGAAGAAAAUAUGGAGGGAGAAAAUAAUAGUAGUAGUGGUAAUAGUAAAGAGAAGAAGAAGGAGGAAGAGAUGGUAUUAAACGACGUCGUAAAAGUGGAAAAGGUGUCGUUUUUGAAGCUAUUUACAUUCGCAGAUAGUUUGGAUAUGGUUUUGAUGGUUGUGGGCUCAAUUUGUGCGGUGGCUAAUGGGCUUUCUCAGCCCAUUAUGACUUUGAUUUUUGGUCAACUUAUUAAUUCUUUUGGUUCUUCUGAUCAAUCUCAUGUUCUUCAUGCUGUUUCUCAGGUUUCUUUGAAAUUUGUUUACUUGGCAAUUGGAACUGGCAUUGCUUCCUUUCUUCAGGUUUCAUGUUGGAUGGUAACUGGAGAAAGACAAGCCACUAGAAUUAGAGGUUUGUACUUAAAGACAAUACUAAGACAAGACAUUGCCUUUUUUGAUACCGAAACUAACACCGGAGAAGUCAUCGGUAGAAUGUCCGGGGACACAAUUCUCAUCCAAGAGGCCAUGGGCGAAAAGGUAGGGAAGUUUAUACAACUGACUUCGACCUUCUUUGGCGGUUUUGUUAUUGCUUUUAUCAAAGGAUGGCUUCUUACCCUUGUAUUGCUAGCUUGUAUUCCGGUCAUUGUCAUAGCCGGCGGUGUCAUGGCUUCAACCAUGUCGAAAAUGGCUAGCCGAGGACAGAUUGCUUAUGCAGAAGCUGGCAAUGUUGUUGAACAAACUGUUGGAUCUAUUAGAACGGUUGCAUCUUUCACUGGAGAGAAGAAAGCCAUUGAAAAAUACAACAAGAAGAUUGAGAUUGCAUAUAAAAUGAUGGCUCAUCAAGGUUUGGCUUCAGGGAUAGGACUUGGUGUAGUUUUGUUGAUUGUGUUUGGGACUUAUGGACUUGCUGUAUGGUAUGGAUCAAAGUUAAUCAUUGAAAAAGGGUACAAUGGUGGACAAGUUAUAAAUGUCAUCUUUGCAAUUAUGACUGGUGGAAUGUCUUUGGGACAGACAUCUCCAAGUUUGAAUGCUUUUGCAUCAGGACAAGCUGCAGCCUACAAAAUGUUUGAAACAAUCAAAAGAAAACCGAAAAUCGAUGCAUAUGACAGUGUUGGGACAGUAUUAGAAGACAUAAGAGGUGAAAUUGAGCUUAAAGAUGUUUACUUUAAGUACCCUGCAAGACCAGAUGUUCAAAUCUUUUCGGGUUUCUCUUUACAUGUUUCGAGUGGGACAACGGCGGCUUUAGUUGGACAAAGCGGGAGUGGGAAAUCGACGGUGAUAAGUUUGUUGGAAAGAUUUUAUGAUCCUGAUUCAGGACAAGUGCUUAUAGAUGGUGUUGAUUUGAAGAAUUUGCAGCUUAAAUGGAUAAGGGAAAAGAUUGGUUUGGUUAGUCAAGAACCUGUUUUGUUUGCAGCCACUUUAAGAGAAAAUAUUGCUUAUGGGAAAGAUAAUGCAACUGAUGAGGAGAUUAAAACAGCCAUUGAACUUGCUAAUGCUGCUAAAUUCAUCAACAAGCUUCCUCAGGGUUUGGAUACAUUGGCAGGAGAGCAUGGAACACAGCUCUCAGGUGGACAAAAGCAAAGAAUAGCAAUUGCAAGAGCCAUUUUAAAGAAUCCAAGAAUUCUUCUCCUUGAUGAAGCAACAAGCGCGCUUGAUACUGAAUCAGAAAGGAUUGUUCAAGAGGCAUUGGAAAGAGUUAUGCAAAACCGAACAACUGUUGUCGUUGCUCAUCGUUUGACAACCAUAAGAAAUGCUGAUUUGAUUGCAGUUGUACACCAAGGAAAGAUUGUUGAAAGAGGUACUCAUGAUGAGUUGAUAACUGAUCCCGAAGGAGCUUACUCGCAGCUUGUUCGCCUUCAACAAGGAGCUAAUGAAGCAGCAGAAGAUGUUUAUGGUUGCGACGACAAGAAUGCCAUUGAAAAAUCCAUGACAAAAUCGAGCAGCAUUAGAUUAUCGCUUAGAAGAUCAAUUAGUAGAGGCUCUUCAUCAAGUAGUCGCCGCUCUUUUGCUCUAGGCUUCGGUCUUCCUGGCCAGAUUAGCAUUCAUGAGACCGAAGAAAGAGCCGAUGAAGAGAAGAACACAUCAACAAGUGAUCAAAAAGUUCCUCUAAGUAGGCUUUUCGAGCUUAACAAGCCUGAGAUACCAGUGUUGAUUCUUGGCUCAAUUGCUGCAGCAAUUCAUGGUGUUGUUUUCCCAACAUUUGGUCUUUUACUUUCGAGUUCUAUUAACAUGUUCUACGAAUCGCCAACCAAGCUGCGAAAAGACUCAAGAUUUUGGGCUCUGAUCUAUUUGGUAUUGGCUAUAGUUGUUUUUCUAGCAGUUCCAUUUCAGAAUUUUCUUUUCUCAAUUGCUGGUGGAAGACUAAUCCAACGAAUUCGCUCCCUAACUUUCGCUAAAGUUGUUCACCAAGAAAUCAGUUGGUUUGAUGACCCUGCAAAUUCAAGUGGCGCGAUUGGUGCAAGAUUGUCAACUGAUGCUUCGACGGUUAAGGCCCUUGUUGGCGAUGCAUUGGCGCUAGUUGUUCAAAACAUAGCGACAAUCAUCGCGGGGUUAGUGAUAGCAUUCACAGCAAAUUGGAUGUUGGCUUUGAUCAUUUUAGCAGUGUCACCAAUUAUGAUCCUCCAAGGAACUUUACAGACAAAAUUCAUCAAAGGGUUUAGUGCUGAUGCAAAGGUUAUGUAUGAAGAAGCUAGUCAAGUGGCGAACGAUGCUGUGGGCGGGAUAAGAACCGUUGCCUCGUUUUGUGCUGAGGAAAAAGUUAUGGAAAUGUACCAAAGAAAAUGUGAAGGCCCUAUGGCUCAUGGAGUCAGAUUAGGACUAGUCAGUGGUGGUGGCUUUGGAUUUUCUUUCUUUGCUAUGUAUUGUAUGAAUGCUUUUUGUUUCUACAUUGGUGCUGUUCUUGUUAAACAUGGUAAAGCUGAGUUUGGAGAGGUUUUCAAGGUUUUCUUUGCUUUAACAAUCUCAGCAAUGGGGGUGUCACAAAGUAGUGCCUUGGCUCCUGAUUCAACCAAAGCAAGAGAUUCAACAGCAUCGAUUUUCAAAAUUCUCGACAGCAAACCUAGCAUCGAUUCGAGUAGCGAUGAAGGUGUUACUUUGCCAACCAUAACAGGAGAUAUUGAGCUUCAUCAUGUUAGCUUUAGAUAUUCAACAAGGCCUAAUGUUGAAAUCUUUAGAGACUUGUCUUUAACCAUCCCAUCUGGAAAGACCGUCGCUUUAGUAGGAGAAAGUGGUAGUGGAAAAUCAACAGUUAUAAGCUUAAUAGAGAGAUUUUAUGACCCUCUUUCGGGUCAAGUAACACUAGAUGGUGUUGACAUCAAAAAAUUCAAGCUAAGUUGGUUAAGACAACAAAUGGGGUUAGUAAGUCAAGAACCAAUUCUUUUCAACGAAACGAUUCGAGACAACAUCACCUAUGGAAAACAUGGAGAAGUAACCGAAGAAGAGAUCAUUUCAGCCACGAAAUCAGCUAAUGCUCAUAACUUCAUAGCAUCACUCCCUAAUGGAUAUGACACUUCAGUUGGUGAAAGAGGAACACAAUUAUCAGGAGGACAAAAACAAAGGAUUGCUAUAGCAAGAGCAAUACUAAAAAACCCGAAAAUUCUCUUGCUUGAUGAAGCAACAAGUGCAUUGGAUGCUGAGUCUGAAAGAGUAGUUCAAGAUGCAUUGGAUAGAGUCAUGUUGAAUAGAACUACUGUUGUUGUUGCUCAUAGGCUUACAACCAUUAAAAACGCCGAUAUCAUCGCUGUGGUGAAGAACGGUGUGAUCGCUGAGAAGGGUCGCCAUGAAUCCUUGAUUAAGAUCCAUGAAGGUGCCUAUGCAUCUUUGGUAGCUCUUCAUAUGACUUCUACAAGAUGAUAGUAUAUUUAAUAUUUUGUGUUUUAGUUUGGAAAUCUUUACUAACCCAGCCAAAGAUUAUGGGGGUACAAGUACAGUGUUUUUCUUUUACUUAGUUUGUGUAGCAAAGACAGAUCAAAAUUCUAACAAAAGUGUUUUAAGAGUAGUUGUUAUUUGAUUCCUUUUUUUCUUAAUGAACUUAUUAUUAAAAUAAA
Cannabis sativa is the source of this 4173-nucleotide messenger RNA. RefSeq names its product ABC transporter B family member 9. The record is from RefSeq and is a predicted model, not a curated record. The transcript has 10 exons. NCBI's taxonomy places the organism in Eukaryota, Viridiplantae, Streptophyta, Magnoliopsida, Rosales, Cannabaceae. Bases 161 to 3979 code for a protein of 1272 amino acids. Gene Ontology annotation, molecular function: ATP hydrolysis activity; ATP binding; ABC-type transporter activity. Gene Ontology annotation, cellular component: membrane. Gene Ontology annotation, biological process: transmembrane transport.